Molecule: messenger RNA, 675 nt
Organism: Dipodomys spectabilis (banner-tailed kangaroo rat)
Lineage: Eukaryota; Metazoa; Chordata; Mammalia; Rodentia; Heteromyidae
Gene: Pigy
Product: phosphatidylinositol glycan anchor biosynthesis class Y
Exons: 1
Coding region: 1-216 (71 amino acids)
Source: RefSeq, a predicted model, not a curated record
AUGUUUGUGUCUCUGCCCACCCUGACUGUUCUUAUCCCACUAAUCUCUUUAGUAGGACUAUUCUACUCUGCGUCUGUAGAAGACGACUUCCCUCAUGGCUGCACCAGCACAGCCAGUCUCUGCUUUUACAGUCUGCUCUUGCCCAUCACCAUACCAGUGUAUGUGUUUUUCCACCUUUGGACCUGGAUGGGCAUUAAACUCUUCAGGCAUAAUUAGUGCAACCAGCCAAGAGUGGGGAUAUUGAUAGGUCUUAUGUAUCCAGCUCUGGAAAUACUGGAGACCCAUUUGGUUUGAGAGAAAGUUGCUUUGCUUUCUCUCAGGCUUAGGACUCUAGAAAGCUUACUAGGCCACAGCUUCUUUGUACUUCAGUUUUGCCCUUGUGUUUGAAGAUUCUGACUGUAUAAAGAAACAUUUCAGCAGAAUGCCCUGAUGGAGAGUAACACUGCCAGUUGUCACCUAAUGGCGCACAUAAGUCACUUGGAGUUUUAACUUCGAGGUGCAUAAUAAUGCCAUCUAUUGGAGCUGUACUGUAGUACUGUACUGUAGAGAAAUAAAUUAGAACUAGUGUGACAUAAAAUUAAGAACUGUGAAGCUCAUAUAGAAUCUGAGUUUGUAAAAUUACCUGUAUUUCUUUGGUAUCAAAUGCUUACUAAUAAACUGUUAAAUUUUUGCCCA